AUGAAUACAGAAGUACCUGUGGUACUCAUAGAUGGAGAUAUAACACAAAGUGUUGAUGUGGCAGAUACUGUGCAAUAUGAUAGGUUGGACAUUGGUCAUUAUGUGAAUAAAAUAGAUGCUUUGAAUGAUCAUGAAAAACAUAAGUUACUGAACAAGGUAUGGAAACCCACACAAACUCAUAACUUCGAGAAAGACAUCAAAACAAACAGAAAGUUUAAGUAUGCUUGGUUUGAAAGCUUUCCUUGGCUAGUUUAUUCUGACCUUCUUAAAGGUGCAUUUUGCAUUCACUGUGUUUUAUUUUCUAAAAAUGCAAUGAAAAUUGGUAAAAUGACACAGUUAUGUACGCAACCAUUUCAAGACUGGAGAAACGCUACCAAAGUUUUUAAAAUUCAUGGGGAAAAAUCGCCAUUCCAUCGACAAUGUCAGGCAGAUGCUAAUAGUUUCAUGUUCAGAUAUACCAGAGGCACUGGCAUAGCACAACAAUUAGAUGGGAUUCAAAAUGCCACUAUCGCUAAGAAUCGCUUGAUAAUGACAUCACUUAUUAAAAUCAUAACAGUGAUUGCAAGGCAAGGAUUACCUCUCCGUGGAAAAGAUGAAACUGAUCCAACAGCGGAGUUCCAAGCCAGAUCGAAAAAUGAAGAUGGUAAUAAUUGUGGCAAUUUCCUUGCGAUUGUUAAAUUAGCUGUUAACCUAGAAUGUCCUAUAUUGAAAGAGCACCUAUCAACGUGUGCUAAAAAUGCAACCUACUUGUCAAAAACUGUACAAAACGAACUGAUCUAUCUGAUAGCCAAAAAUAUCUAGCAUCAGAUCGUCGACGAUAUAAAAGCUAACAAAUACUUCUCAGUGCUAGCCGACGAGGCUACGGAUGUUAGUAACAAGGAACAGAUGCCCAUAGUUACAAGGUAUGUCAACAUUAGUGGUGACAUAAAAGAAGUUUUUAUGACAAUGGCGGAGUGUCGUUAUGGUGUCUCUGGUGAAGCUUUAUCAAAAACGAUUGUUGAUUCGAUUCGUGAUGUAAAUCUCGAUAUGAACUUAUGUAUGGGGCAGGGAUAUGAUGGCGCAGGUAUAUUACAGAGUCUUUUAUCUCCGAUUAUUAGUUGUAAAAAUUUUCAAUCUUGUUUAAUUUCACGUUCUAGGU
Hydractinia symbiolongicarpus is the source of this 1138-nucleotide messenger RNA. RefSeq lists its product as uncharacterized. The transcript has 2 exons. The record is from RefSeq and is a predicted model, not a curated record. NCBI's taxonomy places the organism in Eukaryota, Metazoa, Cnidaria, Hydrozoa, Anthoathecata, Hydractiniidae. The coding region runs from base 1 to 801 and encodes 266 amino acids.